CGCCAGCGUUUUUUCCGGGGUAUACCACUCUUUCUGGGCCUUUCUUUCCCCAACAAUCAUCACGCGACACCAAGGUACUGUCGCCUAGCAUGUGCUUCUACGCCCGCCAGUUCCAGUCAAUGAUCAAGUUCUGGUUGGAUCCUCAGACACCCGUCUUCAAUUGAAGCGUAGCAACUUGUCGAUCAAACAAUUGCCGUGACCAACAAGAUGCAUCGCUUCUCGCGCUCUCGUGGAGAAUCCCAGGAGCCCGAACGCAACGAGGCUCCCAUACCCUCAACCCGUAGUCUCUCACUUCUCUUUCCACCCCGAGAGUCUUUCGAUCGUGCCAACAAGAAUACAAAGACUUCUCCGAACACGCCCAACGAGCCCUUGUACGAUCAAGCCACGACCACUACCUUCCCACUCUCGCCGGACGAGGAGCCUAGAAUUAUAAUAGCCCAAGAUGACACUGGUGUCUCGAUCGACCGCCUUCUCUUCGACUCCAACUGGUCACGCAAGGCCAACAGAGCCACCACCAACGACUUGAACGGCGAGUCGAAGAGUUUUUCUUUUAGGCCAUCCUCGUCGGCUGGCCCGACAUCUCCAACCAGCAGUGGCUUUCUGCGCACCCAGCCUUCUCGCGGUCACAGAUCUACCAUCUCGGUCGUGUCAGACCGCAAUGCCUCCCCUCCGACUCGUCCGUCCAUGCCGCGCCUGGACUCAACUUUCGUCCCGUCUACCCAAUUCCGUCGCACGACCACGCCAGCCUCCCUCGCCGACACUCGCAAAGAUCCCAAUACUCCUGUUGAGAACACCGCUGAAGAGAUGGAUUCAUGGUUAGACUGCAUGUUUGGAAAGGCUCCAAUGCGAUACAAGGGUCCCGUCACAAAGCUCCAUCAUGUUCAACGUCAACCGCCUGACGAGUCACACGACCUCCGCCCAAGGUCAUCACCCCGGGGAGGAUUUGGUUCAUAUUCAGCAAAGGACAGUUCCCCACUACGACCUAGCUCCAAAGGAUCGAGCAAGCGGAAAAAAGAUGCCUUGCUCGUGUGCACGACUUUUUGUGUCAACAUACACGAUGAAGACCUCCCCGAACAGUUGCAACAAUCUAGCUCUGUUCAUGGAGGCCGUCGGUCAUGUACAAGGAAGAAGCGCUUCAGCACGCCUAUGUUCGGCGUAGCCAUUCUCCUCCCACUCGCAAGCCCAAAUCAAUCCUCGGAUGUAAACGGAUCACAGGGUCAGCUUUUGGACGAGCAAAACCCCGUACAGGCUAUCCUGAAUGAUUGGCAUGUAUACGCCAGAGCUCUGGAUGCUCUGAGAACCACUGCUCUGGUACAGAUCCAACAGAGACUUCGCUUGAAGGUUGAGGCCCUGGCUCGCUCCAAAGUCGCCAUGUCGCCUGCUGUUCCUCGCCUAGUCAAACUUGAACCGAGUGCUUUUGAGCAUACUCCGCAGAUUGUUGAGAUGUCUUCUGCAGUCAUAGAUCGCAUCUCGCGUAGCUACCAAGUGCUACAAGCCGGGCCACAACGCGAUUGGAGUAUAUGGCGAGACGAGUUGCGAGAUUACACACGCGUUUCGCAGGACGCAGAUUCAAAACGAGGCUUCUUCAAUCUGCACAAAAUCAACUUCAUGCAAGCAGCACUGACGGCAGCCCUGAGUGUGGAUCUCGGCUGGCUGAACAUCUUUGCCCCUCCCCAACACCAAGCUCGUCUGCGUGAAGAACGCCAGAAGGCCCAAAAGACUUUUGAUGCGGCUCAAAAUCGCACCGUCAUCGUGAGCAUGGAUCAGAACAAGGCUCGCAAUCUUGUCUUCAUUUUCUCAAAGCUGUUUCCUUGCCCGGCAUCAGAAGCACACUUUGAUGGCUUGAGACGCAAUUCUUCGAACAGCCUGACUUCACCCAGCAGUCGUGUUUCUGCACUCACCCAAGGCUUAAAAGGUGCAGAGUAUGCCCCGCAAGAAAGCAAGACUAACGGUCAUGCCAAUGGCCACAUGAAUGGGCACAACAUGGACGAUGCACCUCGCACUCCCACGAUCUUCGAGCCAGUCAUUCAAGAUUCACCAAGUACGUCUCCAGCGAAGACACUGGCCAUCAAUAACUCGGUGUCGAAAUCGACACGCAAGCCCAGUCUUGUAAGCACUUCCGGCAAGAUCGAUAUACCAAGCAAAGCUACUAUGGCAGUGCCAAUCAGUGCACCAGCGUCGAGUCGCAACACGCCUUCUGGCUCACCAGAAACGCGUCCGAGUAGUAGUCUGAAUGCACAGGGAGAUCUUAUGCGCCAUUUGCAACGCGCAAGCAGUACCACCACCAGCAACGGCAGUACUACCGAUAACACCAGCUUGUGGAACAGCUUCAGAAGCAGCACGUGGAGUCUGAAGCCUCGGCGUGAAUCGUUUCUGACCGAAAGAAGUGACAGCUUUGCCAGCAGCGGACAGCGUGAACAACCCGCAGGCAUCCUGAAGACCAGCAAAAGCUUCGCAGCUCGUCAGAGUCAGAACAAGUUAGUGCGCAUGGUAGAGGAAGUGCACGGCAUGGAGGACUCGGACGAGAGCAACAGUCAACAAGCUUCAAGAAGAAGGAAAGCCCCCCCGCGCAUUUCACCAAUCACCAUGGCUCAUAAGACUUCUGCUCUGCAGUUUGACCCACCUGACUCUGACUAUGCCGAAAUAGCUUACACGUACAACCAGGAUGAAGGUAUUGUCGAUGUUGACUUCCCUGGAUGCACCCCCAUGGUUGGUGCGAUCCGCAGCAACUCUCCAAAAGUACCUAGAUUCAAGGUCCCUAGCAGCAAACGCCAAUUUCCCCUCCAUCGGGCCCCCUUGCAAGAAAGCGGCAAGGAUCAAGGAUCGCACAACUCCCAAGGAUUCGCUCGCUACGACAGAGUUGCCGGGUAUCUUGGAAAGUUCCAUCCCGACUUUGCUUUGCAAGCCACAAGACCUUAUGCGGAGCUGAUCGAUGAGAUCAAAUGUGCAAUGCGAGCGGAGCCGUCGCCAAUGGUCGAGCCUUCGGAAAAUCUCAGGGUCUUCAGCCAAGAAACAUUGAUCGACGUUUGUUCGACAGUCAUCAUGGAUGCCGAGGCUCUGACAGUGAAGAGGUUGACGUUGCGUAGACGUGUUCGGUACAAGCUGAUCGUGCCUGACGAGUCGCCCAACCUUCCGAGACACCUCACCACUGCCAAUGGAAGGAAACAGUCCAUCAGUUCUUCUAAUGGAAGUGGAUCGGACCACGAUAGUCAGAUCAAGGUCAUCAAGUCGGACGAUAUGGACUCGAUCAAACGUACCUACAAGCGCAAUGACGACGGAAAGAAGACUGGGUUCCGCGACCAGAGAAUCCUCAAAACAGACCUUCCAAACGGUGGUGAUCCCAACGGAGAAGUCAAUAACCACGUCGCUGGCCGACAUUCGAUCGACGCUCUGGGCAACGCUUCGUCCGUGGUUCCAAAUGGCUCAGAAACUCGGUCUUCCAGCGCCCAGUCAUCGCGUACUAACGGCAGCCGGGUUGACUCACCUAUGAUGGUGAAAGACCAGUCUACGCUGCUUGACCAUCGUCCUAGCGGCUCUGUCGUUGUCGGGGAGGAUCUGUCUGAGUUUAUUGACCAUCGCAAGACCAACAGCUGUCCGGAUAAAGAAGCACCAGCGGUGAUGACAGCCACAAAGCGAGUUCCUAUCCACAACAAGGAAGGUAAAAUCAGUGGCUGGAAAGAGGUUUGUACCAAUGGGCCCGUCGAGCCCGGCGUGAAUGACCUUCCAACCAGUUUUGUGGAAAAGCGCCGCGACAAAGCAGCAGCAGUCGUUGAAUGCCAGACUCUUUCCGAGAAGUUCGAUGAAGAAACCAUCAGUAAGCCUGAUUCUGCUGUGGUCGGUCUUUUGCAACAGAUGCUCGCUACAAGUGAGACGCGUUCGCGUGGCCACUCUCGCGCAAAUUCGGUCCACAGUCGUGCUCCUAGUCGCUCAAACUCCAUCAGUGGAUCAGGCCUUACUGAGCUCCAAUACGAGAGCAAGAAGAUCAUCGAAGACGCGCUAGAGGGUCUUGUCAGUACUGUGGCUUCCGACAAAUACACCUCGCACAACGCUUCUUCCGGCGGCAUCUUCAGCUUUGCCCGAAGUGCUGUUUCUACGCCUGAACCUUCUGUCCUCCGUCAGAGCAUCUCCAAGUGGAUGUACGAAGAGGCUUGAGGCGUGCACUAUUACACCCCCUCUCACACCAACCCAAAUUUGGUGCUCUAUUUUCCUGCUAUGCUGUGCGUAGCUUUAUUAACUUCUUCGCAUUGCGGGCAACAUGUAUUAUAUCAUUUUCUCCAUUUUCCUUUAUCUUUUCCGCAUAUCUUUUGAGCGUAUUUUGUUCUCGAAUUAUGUUGUACUACAGCUCAAUCGGCUGGUCUCGAAUUAGCUAUCUAUCACAUCUUUGCAUCC
This is a messenger RNA of Aureobasidium pullulans EXF-150, 4389 nucleotides long. RefSeq lists its product as uncharacterized. Lineage: Eukaryota; Fungi; Ascomycota; Dothideomycetes; Dothideales; Saccotheciaceae. Bases 208 to 4152 code for a protein of 1314 amino acids. The transcript has a single exon. Gene Ontology annotation, molecular function: ATPase inhibitor activity; protein-folding chaperone binding. The record is from RefSeq and is a predicted model, not a curated record. Gene Ontology annotation, cellular component: cytoplasm.